AAACUCUAAACUUCUCUGUUUUCCUGUCUGCAGUUAAAAAAAAAAAAAAAAAAAGAAGACGGUGGAAAGCGGAAGCUGUGAAUUUCCUGAAUGCUGAAACUUGUCCUCAGAUUUUACCCUCAUCUGACCACCAAACUACCUUUAAUCGUUUAUAAACAACCUCCCCAGGACCAACCAGAUCAUUUGAUUUUGCCAGAAUGCUCUCAGAGUCGAACUUUACCUCGACCUUGAACCUGACCACGCCGGUCCCAGGCGGCGGCGGCUGCCCUCCGGUCGGGAUUCAGCUGGAAGGCCUGAUCCUGCCGCCCGUCCUGGCCGUCGACGUGGUGCUGGGGCUGCUGGGAAACGUGGUGGCGCUGUGGAUCUUCUGCUUCAAGCUGAAGGCCUGGAACCCCAACAACCUGUUCCUCUUUAGCCUGGUCAUCGUGGACUUCCUGGCUCUGGUCAGUCUGCCGCUGAGGAUCGACGCCUUGCUCAGAGGUUACUGGGUGUUCGGAGACGCAAUCUGCCGCAUCAACCUCUUCCUCAUGUUCUCCAACCGCACGGCCAGCAUCGCACUCCUGACUGUGGUGGCCGUUUACCGCUACUUUAAGGUCGUCCAUCCUCACCACCGCUUCAACCGCAUGACAAGGCGUCAGGCCGCCGUGGUGUCGCUGUUCGUCUGGCUGCUGGUCGUCGCUCCUCGGGUUCCUCUGCUCGCCUUCAACCACAUCAAGGGCAGCGGCGACCGAACCCAGUGCUUCUUCUUCACCUCGUACAAAGAGGCGUCUCGUGCCAUCGUGGUCCUGGUGGCAAUGCACCGCAUCCUGACGGUGCUGGAGUUCGUGGUUCCGCUGGCGCUGCUGCUGUUCUGCUCCGUCCGGAUCUCCAGGUUUCUGAGGCAGCGGCAGAGGGGGAAACCCGACAAGGUGCGAAAGGCCAUGCGGGUAUGUGCUGCCAUCGUGGCGGUGUUCAUGGUGUGCUUCCUGCCCACCACGGUGACCACCAUCGGGCUGUGGGCGGUGCGUUCGUACCGGCCGUGGGACUGCAACGCCUUCUACACCUUCACACAGCUCAACAUCGUGUCUCUGGGCCUGAACUUCCUGAACUCAGCGCUAGACCCCAUUGUCUACGUCUUCUCCAGCUCCAUGUUCAGGAAGGCCCUGCUGGGGGCGCUGCCUCACUGCCUGUGCUGCCGGCGGGACGACGUGGACGAACUGCAGACGGCGUCAACAUCUGGGACUCAGUUGACCAAUCAGCAGGAGCUGAAGUCGAUGAGGUCGGACCAAGGCAGCGAGGUCAUGUGAAUGAAACUGAUCCUGAAUCAGUGUUUAGUUUGUUUUUAAUGCUGUUAAAACUUGAAUCCCAUCAGUCAGGAUCAGUUGUUGCGUCUGAAAACAACCUGGAAAAACUGCAGCUCUACGUAUUUACUGAUCCUCCUUAACUCCUCAAGUCAAACACCCAAAGAGGUUUCAGCCAGUGCCAAAGGAAUAUCUCCAUGUAUUUAAUAUUAUAUGUUACUUUAUGACACUUUGGUGUUUACAAAUCUUGG
This is a messenger RNA of Amphiprion ocellaris (clown anemonefish), 1531 nucleotides long. Its product is annotated as hydroxycarboxylic acid receptor 2-like. Gene Ontology annotation, biological process: G protein-coupled receptor signaling pathway. The record is from RefSeq and is a predicted model, not a curated record. The transcript has 2 exons. The coding region runs from base 198 to 1286 and encodes 362 amino acids. Gene Ontology annotation, molecular function: G protein-coupled receptor activity. Gene Ontology annotation, cellular component: membrane. NCBI's taxonomy places the organism in Eukaryota, Metazoa, Chordata, Actinopteri, Pomacentridae.